AAGAAGAAUACCAAGAGCAAGAAUCUGAAAAACGCAUGCAAUUAGAAGAAAAAAAAUUGCAAGACGCCGAAAAACAAAGGCAAGACGCCGAAAAGCAAAGACAACAUGAAAAAGAAAAAAUGGAAUUCGAAAGGCAAAAAAUAAAGAAAAUAAAGAAAGCAUUCCAAUUCAAGGUCACUCAAGUAUGUUUGACAAAUACAGAUUAAUGAACAAAAUAUCGGCUUUCAACGAAAACAUUGACAAUAUGGACUCGUAUCUCAUAAGAUUUGAAGAAAUAGCUACAACAUCCGGUCUACCUGAAGCACAUUGGUCGAGCUCACUCCUCACCCUUUUGACUGGCAAAGCUGUCAACAUUUGCUCACAACUGUCCAUCAAUGAACGCAGCACUUACUCUGAUAUCAAGGAAGCUCUACUGCGCCAAUACGGAGCAACUUCAGCCAACUAUAGAAAGAAAUUCUAUAAUGAAAGGCCACAGCAAAAUGAUGAUCCUCAAAUUUUUGUAGCUAAUAUGUCAAUGUGGUUUGAUAGAUGGGUAUCCAUGGCAAAAAUAGAAGAAAGUUACCAAGCUCUUCGUCAACAUAUUAUUAUCGACAACAUCACCCAUGCUCACUCAGAAGAUAUUCAAUCCUACAUUAUAGAGAGAAAUCCUACUGGUAUACAGACAUUAACCAAGAUCAUCAGACAAUAUAGAGCAGCCUAUCCAAACAAGUCAGUCAAACCAUCUGUUGAAGAAAAUUUUGUCUGCUUUGCUCAAGACAAAAAUGCAAGAUAUAAGUCAGAUGACAAAGUCAAAUGCAACAAAUGUCAUAAACUAGGGCAUUUCACGUCUCAAUGCCGCAGCAGAACCACAGAAUGUUCAUAUUGCCAUAAAAAGGGUCACCAAACUCAUGAAUGUUGGAAAAAACAGGCAGUCUCCAAAAAUCAAAAUUUUGACAGACCCACAUCACCAACUCAAAGAUACAGCAAUAGAGAGCAAUACAAUCUCAACAAAGCACCUGGAAACAAUAAACCAGAUAACAACAAACCUCGCUACAGAAGACAUUCACAGGACUCCAGACCACAAUAUAUGCCAAACAGAAGCUCAUAUAACAGAAGCUAUUACAAUGAGCAUUCAACUAUGACAGUCAUUGCAAAAUCCAAUGGUCUCAAAUUUUAUCCAGGCUUUGUAGGAGACAAGAAGGUGGAAGUUCUUCGUGACACCGGAAGCACGUCCACAUUAGUACAUGAACGCUUCGUACACGCAAACCGUUUCACAGGCAACCACGUCCAAGCCACUGCAUUCAACGGAACUGUCAGCAAGUUACCUGAAGCCAUCAUUUAUGUUACUACACCAUUCUUCAGUGGUCCAACAAAAGAAUUAGUAACACCCAAUCUACCAGUGGACCUAAUCAUUGGAAACAUAGAAGGAGUUAAAGAAUGCACUCCUCAAGAACUUACUGAAUGGACAAAUGCCAUACAGCAAGGUCAAAAAUGUUUGGCAGUAAUGACAAGAUCCAUGUCCAGACAACAAGAACAUUUGGCACCUGAACAAGUUAGCCAAAAUAAUCACAUGGCUACCCCAGUUACUCAAGUUAUGCAGAAUGCAUCAGAACCAGUUACUAGUCCAGUAGCCAGCAACAAUCAAGAACAUUCAACAUGGACACCCCCAGUUACAUCAAACCCAUCCCUACCGGUCAUAAGUCCACCUCCAAUUCCCGAAUGUCCAUUGUUGAACUUUGAAGAACAAGACGACAUGCCCAGAGUCUCUAACAAUGAUACAAGAACUCUAACUGGCCAAACUGAAGUCCAUCAAGACAAGUCAUAUUUCACACAUGAUGACUUCAAAGAAGAACAGAAACGAGAUCCAACAUUGCGAAUACUUUAUCAGAAGGCUCAAGCAAACAAACAGCUGAAUCUACCAAAUAAACCAUAUUUUCAAGAUGGCCUCCUGGUGAAAAAUGCCAUGCAUAAAGACAAUUCCAUUCAGCAAAUAAUAGUGCCACAGAAAUACAGGAAAGAAAUACUGGCAACAGGACAUAACAUUCCACACGCCAGCCAUAUGGGCGUAGUCAAAACUAAAGCCAGAAUCCUCAAAGAAUAUUAUUGGCCUAGCUUGAACAAAGAUGUCAAGAAAUACAUUAAUAAAUGUUUACAUUGUCAAUGGGAUCAUGAUGAGAAACAAACUCAAAAGAAAAGCAACAUAACUAAAAGAAAGAAUGAACCAGACUACAAAGUCAGAAUCGACAACAAUGAAUCUAUGAAUCAUGACUCAAGUAAAUCUACAGGGACAUCACUGCCUACUACAUGUCCAUCCCUACCCACUACAUGUCCAUCCCUACCUGACAAUACAAGCCCGUCCCUACCAAGUACUUUCCCAUCCCUAACCAUUGAUGAUGACUUCAUACAUCAAGACUUGAAUAAGACUACAUCUGCAUCAAAUACUAUGAUAUGCAUUGAACAUUUUUGCUACAAUCAAGACAAGUCUCAAGAACCAGAAGCAGAAACUAAAGAAACUUAUACUCAAUCAACUUUGGCUAUACCAGACAAAAGAAAAACUUUUCAACUUGACUCUACCACUCAUACAAGUAUUCCUCAUCUGAAAAAAUGUGAGUCAACUCAAGAAGCCAUUACAACCAAGAACAUUGAAAGUCAAAGAAUAUUACAUGAACACAUGAAAUCAAGAUACUUUGCUCAAGGAGAUCAAGUCAAUUUACUGUUACCAGAUUGGAGUAACAAGCUAUUCUACAAAUGGCAGGGUCCAUUUACCAUCACCAGAAAGAUUUCCAACCUGCUUUAUGAAAUCAAUGUCAACAAGGUUACCAGAGUAUUUCAUGUUCAUAUGUUUGAACAUUACCAUGAAACAGAUAAUGAAGACAUCAAAGCAGAAGUUGAUAAUUUUACAAGCUUAGCAACUAUUCCUGAGGAAGAAGAAACAUCAUCAACACCCAUUCCUGAGAUAGAUGUUUCAUUACCAGCAUCAAAUCAAAUUGACAUUCCAAAGGUCAUCACUCUGGAUGACAUAGCACUACAGCAAGUGAAGGACACUAAAGUGUUUCCAGACCAUGCAGAUUUCUUUACCGGUAUUUCUGAAACAUUCCCAAUACUGCAAUUUGAAAACAACUCAGAGAGCAACAACAUUGACAACACCAAGUUUCAUCCUCCUUCUACUCAAGGGGCAACUUUUCUUCAGAAAGGAACAAAUGAACUUCUUCAACAUUGCUGUAUUGACCGAUUGAACUCAGACAUGUUCAGUCAUUGCUCUAUUGAACAUUCUAAUGCAAAGCAUUCUGCUACCAUUGUUCUACAGCGUCAAAGUUCAUCAACCAGAAAAUUGAGUUUUGGUUUCGGACAGUUCUUAUUUUCACCAAACUCAAACGCGGUUCAAUCAGACAUUAUCUGUGAGAUCAUUAUGACAUGGAGACAACAGCUUCAUAAACUGAAAAACCUUUUUUUCAAGUUUAGAAAACGCGUACACACAUCCAUGACGGCAACUCAGAAGGGUUCUGAACUUCACACUUAUAUUUUAUACAUGUACUAUAGCAUAUUUAGUGCCACUUGAUCCAUUAUCAUUCAUACUCGUCAAUGAAGAACAGUAUUCAGUUGUACCUAAUCAAAUAAUUUGUCUACUCAUUUUUUCCACAGGUAUUCUAUAUCAGAUGUUACAUUUAUUUUAGCACCAAGCAACCCACUGAGGAAGGUCAUUCAUUCAAGAUACUUUGUUUAUUAUGUUUCAGCAUCUUUGCAUAUGACAUGCAUCAGACAUUUUAAUUUUUAAAUCAUGAGCAUUUUAUUUCAGGUAUAUUAUUAUUGCAUAUAUCCUAUUAUAAUAGUACAGAUACAUGACAGACAAUUGGAAUUUUUCAUGUUGAGAUUUAUAUCACAUUGAGUAUUAUUUUCUCAGAAGAUUGUCAUGUACUAUCACAAUUAUUUUUUCUAUGUCAAUUUUUCAUAUGCAAUAUAUUUUUCCAUAUACACAUUUUCACAUUAGUACUAACCAAAUGAGUUAUAAUGUCAUAUUUUAAUUUCAUCAUGAAGCUUCAUAACCUAUUCAAUUCAAGAUUUAAUUUAUCCAAGUAUUAUGCUUUGUACAAUUUUUGAUAUUGUUCAUGACAAGCAUUGUCUCAUUUUCAUAACCACUUGAAUAGUGAGACAGGUAUUCAAAGUCAUCAAUAAUUUUAUUCACUGCAUUUACAUAUUUUUCAUCUCCAAGUUGACUUUAUUUUGUCAUAUGUUACCUCAACCAUUUUUCUAUAGUUUCAUGUAUGGUAUUUUAUGUAUACAUAUGAGCAUUUCUAUUACCAUACAAAUGCUAAAUGGAGGGGGGGGGUAAUAUGUCACAGAUUACAUUAUAGAAUUGUUUGUACAUUUCACUUUUGAAAGAAAUAUAAGCCCUCGACAUGAGUCUCGGGAUUUAAUCCUCAAAUUUAGACACUUGACAUUCAAGUCAGGAUUUACCCAAGGGACGUAAUUAGUAUGUUUGAAAUAUAUUGGUUGAUUUGAAUUUAAACAAAGACAUUUUUGAAAAGAGUUAGCGCCAGAGAAUUGGCGGUAGUAAGAAAGAAAAGUCAGUCGAUAAAAUAAUGUCCUUGUAGACAGUCACGUUUCUAAGAGCUCUGUUGGAAAAGCCUUUGUAAUAUGUUUCAUGCUCAUUGAUUUGUAAUUUGUACAUAAACUGUACUUACGUUGUAUUUAAUAAAGUUCCAGAGUUUUGUUUUAUCAAAGAAUCGUCAAUUGUGAUUCUAGAUCGUCAUUUUUGUUAACUAUUGAAUUCAAGUAAAAUCCCCGGCAUAACAACACAUCAUACCAUCUAAAUGUUGUU
This is a messenger RNA of Biomphalaria glabrata, 4798 nucleotides long. RefSeq lists its product as uncharacterized. Lineage: Eukaryota; Metazoa; Mollusca; Gastropoda; Planorbidae. Gene Ontology annotation, molecular function: nucleic acid binding; zinc ion binding. The transcript has 2 exons. The coding region runs from base 185 to 3538 and encodes 1117 amino acids. The record is from RefSeq and is a predicted model, not a curated record.